AUGUCAUCAACUCAUUCGAAUAGAUCUACACCAAUAUCAAGAACACCUAUCACCGUCACCAACACCGGCAUCACCACCACCACCACCACAACAACAACAACAACACCUUACUCUUAUCAACAUCUUAACUAUUUAGAUAAAGAAUCAUUAGCUGCAACUAAAAUUCAAGCUGGUUAUCGUGGUUAUUGUACACGUAAAAAAUAUGGUAAUUUAUCAUUGAAUUCUUCUUCACCAUCAUCAAAUUAUAAUGUAACAUCUAAUAGACAAUUAUAUACAACACAUCAAUCACCAUUAAGAAAUAAUAAUGAUUUAGAGAAUGCCGCCACACGAAUACAAGCUAGUUAUCGUGGUUAUUUAACUAGAAAAUCAUUACGUGAUGAUAAUAUUACACAGAAAUAUACACCAAUUAAAAAUGUUUCUUAUCAUCAUGAUAAAAUUAAUAGAAUUAAUGGAAAUGAAAACGAUGAUAUUGAUGGGAAAGUGAAAGCAGUCACUAAAAUUCAAGCUGGUUAUCGUGGUUAUAAAACAAGAAAAUCAUUAGCCCCAUUAUUACAUUCUCAACAAAAUUUAUUAUUAUCAAAUAAAGAAAAUCAAAAUUAUUUAGAAUAUAAAUGUAUCAAUCAAGAUAAACCUAAUAAUAAUAAUAAUAAUCAUCAUCAUUUACAUGAUUUAUAUAAUCCUGAAUUAGCUGCCAUUAAAAUACAAGCAACCUAUCGUGGUUAUAGAACUAGACGACAAUUACCUAAAUAAAUUAUCAUAUAAAAAAAAUAAUUCAAAUUUAAUGCAUACUAUAUUAUAAUGUGUAUUUCACUAAUCAUUGAACAAUCUCUCACUUGUCAUUUACACCUUUUUGGGAUCAUGAAUAUUCUCAUGAAUUCAAGUCAUGGAUCUUUUUUAAAUCGUAAACAAUAUUUGCAUGCUUAUUUGACUAUCAAUUUGCUUCUUCUUCUUCUUCUUCUUCUUCUUCUUCUUUUUAUGUCAUGUUUUACUAAUUCUAU
Molecule: messenger RNA, 998 nt
Organism: Schistosoma guineensis
Lineage: Eukaryota; Metazoa; Platyhelminthes; Trematoda; Strigeidida; Schistosomatidae
Source: the annotation of a GenBank genome assembly